ACUGCUGUUGUGAUUUGGUGCUGUAUAGGGCUGGGCGAUAUGGCCUAAAAUCAAUAUCACGAUAAAUAGAGCAGUUAACCUCGAUAACGAUAAAUGGACGAUAACCACCCCAAGUGCCAAAAAAACAAACGUUUUUUUUUUUUUUUUCAUUUGAUGGGGCUGUGGCAGGCAGCAUAGUUCCUCCAGUUAUUUUGAUAAUAUUAUUCCCCCUAGACCUAUUCAUUGCAAUUAUAUUAUUACCACUUUAAAGGACUGUAAAAUGUCACUGAAAAUAAAUGAAGACAAUAGUAGUAAGCACUUUUAGUGGUUAAGAUUUAUUAACUGAACAAAAUAAAAAGUGUAGGAUACAAUAUGUAACCAUGCUCUCUAAAAAAUGUGUAUCCCUUGUAAACAAAAUAGUUUAAUAAUAAAUAUGUUUCACAUUGGCUAUUCAGAAAGUAAACAAUGAUUGUGCAAAUGUAAUGCCAUCAUGGACAAAGGCCUAUCUCUGCUAAGGCCUUGAGGUACUAUAACUUGUAAACAAAUAAUGUCACAAACACAAAUGUCAAUUGAACACAGAAAAAACUAUAAUAAAUACUAAGCACUGCCAUGUGACUAGUGAAAACUACAAACUCUUAAACAAAAACAUUAAAUAGUGCUGUUUGCAAAAAACUUCAAUAGAACACUGAUAGUUAAAAUUAGGCAGGGCUUGAACAUUUUUUUGUUAACAAGCGUCUCCUCUUCCUCCUCCACCAGCUCUACCUCCGUCGCUGCUGCUUCAACAUUUAAAUCGUCCUCCAUUUGUUCACCCGUGUCUCGUCUUGUUACAGAGAGGAUCGGAUGAGCUGAGUAUGUACAACAAUUCCAACUCUGGCAUGAGCAGUAACAGUGAUGGGGCUCCCAAUGGCAGUGAUAGUAAGAAGCUAAGGGUGGAGGAGGCCCUGCCUUCUCGUGUGAUCCACAUUAGGAAGCUGCCAAACGAGGCCUCAGAGACUGAGGUCAUUGCCCUCGGCCUCCCCUUUGGCAAAGUAACCAAUAUUCUCACACUGAAGGGAAAGAAUCAGGCGUUUUUGGAGAUGGGGACAGAGGAGGCAGCUGUCACUAUGGUUAACUACUACUCCAAAGUAACUCCCCUUAUCCGUAACAUCCAAGUGUUUAUUCAGUACUCCAAUCACAAAGAACUCAAAACUGAUGCUGCUAAUCAGCGGACCCAGGCCGUGCUGCAAGCAGUGUCAGCAGCCCAGUCACCAGGGUCCGAGGUACAGGAGGUCCUGGCUGCAGUUUCCAGUCCUGUGCUGCGCAUCAUUAUUGAUAACAUGUUCUACCCUGUAACGCUGGACGUACUGCAACAGAUUUUCUCCAAGUUUGGCACAGUCAUGAAGAUAAUCACGUUCACCAAGAACAAUCAGUUCCAGGCUCUUCUGCAGUUCAGCGAUCCUGUCAGUGCACAGCAGGCCAAACUGGCACUGGAUGGCCAGAACAUCUACAAUUCCUGUUGCACACUCCGUAUUGACUUCUCCAAGCUGGUCAACCUGAAUGUGAAGUACAACAAUGAUAAGAGUCGCGACUACACCCGACCUGAGCUGCCAGCUGGUGAUGGCCAGCCCAGUUUUGACCCCACAGUUGCCGUUGCUUUCAGCAAAGACUCCAGUUCUCUCCUCGGUAAGAUCCCAGGAGCUCUGAACCCUCUGAGUGCGGCGGCAGCUGCUGCUGCUGCAGCGGGCAGGGUGGCCCUCGCUGGGCAGACAGGCUCCAGUGGGGUCCUGCUGGUUAGCAACCUCAAUGAAGAGAUGGUUACGCCCCAAAGUCUGUUUACCCUCUUCGGAGUGUAUGGUGAUGUCCAGAGGGUGAAAAUUCUUUACAACAAGAAGGACAGUGCUCUCAUACAGAUGUCUGAGUCCAAUCAGGCCCAGCUAGCUAUGAGCCACCUGAAUGGACAAAAGAUGUACGGGAAGAUCAUCCGGGUGACACUGUCCAAGCACCAGACGGUGGCAUUGCCUCGGGACGGCCUGGAUGAUCAAGGUCUGACCAAGGAUUUUGCCAACUCCCCACUUCAUCGUUUCAAGAAACCAGGUUCCAAGAACUUCCAGAACAUCUUUCCACCCUCUGCCACUCUUCACCUUUCCAAUAUCCCACAAGAUGUGACAGAAGAUGACCUGCGGCUGCUCUUCUCCAACACUGGAGGCACUGUGAAAGCAUUCAAAUUUUUCCAAGAUCGCAAGAUGGCUCUGAUCCAGAUGUCAACAGUGGAGGAAGCCAUCCAGGCACUGAUCGACCUUCACAACUAUAACAUGGGAGGCAACCAGCACCUGAGAGUCUCGUUCUCCAAGUCCACCAUUUAAGAAUGUGACCCACAGGCUCCGGACACUAUGACUGUGAUGGUUGAACUAUUUCAAGCUCCUAGAUUGUCUGAACACCAGGGGGACCACAUAGAUUGAAUCAGUUAUCUUGAUUGUAUCAUUCCUUGAUAUCCUUUUAUUUUCUUUAAAAAGAACAACAUUGGAUCUCCCCAGCUCUUUCUGAAGUGUCUCUCCAUAUUUUUUGUCAAGCAGAACCUUGAAAUGGUUGGUUGUCCCCCUGUACGUUAGUUGGAUGUAAAUCGGUGAAUCAUUUUUAAAUGAAAAGAUACAGUACUCGUGUGCCUUACUCAACUAUCUUUUCCUACAGUUGGAUAUGUUAAUUUAUCAAACUCCUACCGAGGCACAUUAGUAUUAAUGAGUUGAUGAGAAUGCAAGAUGUUUUCUAUUCAUCUAGACAGAACAGUCUAGAAGCUGUGCCUCUGACUAGGCAUAGCCGUGUUUCUUCUCCAAUUUUAGAUGACAUUUUCCUUUUUAGUUUGGCAGCAGGAGAGCUGAAUAUUCCUGAGGUAAAAUGUUUUUGGUAGCCUAUGACAUGCAGUUUAACUGGAACGCCUUUAUUCCAAAGGGAUGUUCAGUGGAAGAUUGUUCUAGCACAAUCCAUGCAUAAGAAACUAUGACAAUGUAGUAAAGUAUUUUGUUAUGUGAUUUUGAAGCCUUCCUUGCUUUUCUUUUCUAUAGCAGUGAGGUUUAAUAGUUGGUGACAGUGUUCUUUAAAGCAUGCAUGAUGAUAGGCUCUCACAUAAGUGUUGCAUGCUGUGGAAGCAGUAAAAAGAUGAGUCCACUGUGAUUGCAUUGUCAUGUGACACUGUACUUGAGAGGGCUACUCAGUUGGACCAAAGUUUCGGUGCCUUUAGUGUUAAAUCAUAUAAACAAAAAAGAGCAUUUUAAUUGUUGUGUAUAUGGGGAAGAUGUCCACGAUUCAAAGUGUUCACUGAAUUCUUUUAUUUUUAAAUCACAAACCUGAUUUCAUAGGCAUUUGUUCUGAACUAAUCCUGGUGUAUAUACUUUUUUUUUUUUUUAAUCGUCAAAGCUAUGUUUUUGUUUUUUUAAUGUAGUUCAGAAUGUAAGGAUUUGGACUCAAGCUGGUGCAAUUAAAGGAUAAAAAUUUUUUCUAACAACGGAGGUUCAACUUGGUUUUCUGUUUUUUGAGUUUCCCCUCUCACGGUGUCUCUUAUGUGUUCCGCAUUACCUCUGUAGCAUGUCUAAUAAAACUCUUCUGUAGCUCUGCA
Maylandia zebra (zebra mbuna) is the source of this 3568-nucleotide messenger RNA. The record is from RefSeq and is a predicted model, not a curated record. NCBI's taxonomy places the organism in Eukaryota, Metazoa, Chordata, Actinopteri, Cichliformes, Cichlidae.